AUGGGGGGCAGCAGCUCGGCCCUGAAAGUUUGCACAGAUCACCAGGGAGGAAUCAACUGGCUCAGCCUCAGCCCCGAUGGGCAGUGGCUGCUGACCGGCAGCGAAGACGGCACCGCGCGACUCUGGAGCACUGCGGACAGCCAAUGCAGGGGCCAUUUUCAAGGGCAUGAAAGCUACAUCACUUUUUGCCACCUAGAAAACGAAGCGGCCUUCACGUGUAGCGCGGAUCACACCAUUCGGAAGUGGGAUGUAAUGACCGGCCAGUGCCUGGCAGUUUACCGAGGGCACACCUCCAUUGUGAACAGGAUCCUGGUUUCCAAGGACUAUCUCUUCAGCGGCUCCUAUGACCGAACAGCACGCUGCUGGAGCGUGGACAAAGAGAAGCCGAUCCAGGAGUUCCGGGGCCAUCGGAACUGUGUCCUGACUUUGGCUCUCUACUCCUCCAAGGAUCUCCUCGAGGAUUCCGAAGGGGAGGAGUCAGAGGAAGAGAAAUUAAGCAAGGACUUCCUGGUGACGGGAAGCACAGACUGCACGGUCAAGGUCUGGUGGGUGUCCAGCGGGCGUUGCCACCAGACUCUGCUGGGACACACUGGGGCCAUCCUAUGCCUUAUACUUGAUGCUCCGAACAGGGAACUCUUUUCGGGCAGCACUGAUUACACCAUUCGGACGUGGAACAUCGUGACCGGCGAGCAGCUGAGGGUGAUCAAAGAGCACCAAGGAGCCAUUAUCUGCCUGGAGGUGAGCGAGAGAGGUGGUUCAUUCCAAGGAACGAGGGCCUAA
Molecule: messenger RNA, 780 nt
Organism: Gekko japonicus
Lineage: Eukaryota; Metazoa; Chordata; Lepidosauria; Squamata; Gekkonidae
Gene: WDR86
Product: WD repeat domain 86
Exons: 3
Coding region: 1-780 (259 amino acids)
Molecular function (GO): protein binding
Source: RefSeq, a predicted model, not a curated record